Messenger RNA from Histoplasma mississippiense, 273 nucleotides. RefSeq lists its product with no specific name. The record is from RefSeq and is a predicted model, not a curated record. The transcript is spliced from 5 exons. NCBI's taxonomy places the organism in Eukaryota, Fungi, Ascomycota, Eurotiomycetes, Onygenales, Ajellomycetaceae. Bases 1 to 273 code for a protein of 90 amino acids.
AUGACGCGAGUAAUAGAAGCGCCUAUAGCCAAAACUGGCCUUCAGAUUCUCAGGACAAGGCUUUCGCAAUUUCCUAUCAACCUCCUGUCAAAGCAAAAAGAUAAAGUUCGGAAGGAUCGAAAAAACAACGCUGUUCGAGAACACUAUUCCAGGUGCUACCACGACCAACGUGCCUACCAUCACGAGAAGCAGGCAGCGCGAAAGCAUGCCGGAAGAGGCUGGUACCACGGCUUUAAAAGGAGAAUGGGAGUACAUCAAAACAAAGUUGUUUGA